CCCUCUCUCCUCCUUUCUCUAUCCGUCCCAAUCUCUUCAGCCUCUCUGCUUUAUUAUGAUCUCCAAAGCACUCAUUCACAACAUAAACGUGAGCCCCAUUUCGUUCAUCAUGAACUUUAUCUUUCUCGCAGCUUCAAUCUUUCUCCUUUAUUCACCAUCUCUUUGUGUUUCCAUCGAGGACGACGUGGUUUGCCUCGAAGGUGUAAAGAACUCAUUUUCUGACCCAAAUGGAAAACUCAGCUCUUGGAGCUUCAGCAACACUUCUGUAUCCUCAAUCUGCCAGCUCGUCGGAGUUUCUUGCUGGAACGAGAAGGAGACCCGCAUCAUCAGCCUCCAGCUCCGUGACAUGCAGCUCGCCGGAAAGCUCCCUGAGUCGCUCAAGUAUUGCCGGAGUCUCCAGACCCUCGUACUCUCUGGUAACGCUCUCUCUGGUUCGAUUCCUCCUUAUAUCUGUAGCUGGUUGCCUUAUUUGGUGACCCUAGAUCUCUCCGGUAACCAAAUCUCGGGUUCUAUCCCACCCGAGAUUGUAAAUUGCAAAUUCUUGAAUACCCUUACUCUGAACGAUAACAAAUUAUCGGGUUCGAUCCCUUACGAACUGAGUCGGCUUGACCGAUUGAAGAAGCUCUCUGUUGCCAAUAACGAUCUCUCGGGUUCCAUUCCACCGGAUUUGUCCAAAUUUGACGCAGCUGAUUUUGAUGGGAACAGUGGAUUAUGCGGGAAGCCAGUUGGAUCAAAGUGUGGUGGAUUGAGUCGUAAAAGUCUCGGGAUUAUCAUUGCUGCUGGUGCGAUUGGAGCCUUGGGAUCUUUAGUUGUGGGUUUCGCUCUCUGGUGGUGGUUCUUCCUGAGAGUCAGUGAGCAAAAGAAAGAGUAUAGUGGUUCUGGUGGCGGGAAGCAAGUGGGCGAUUGGAUUGAUUUGUUAAAGUCACACAAGCUUGCUCAAGUUUCUUUGUUCCAGAAACCCAUUGUGAAGGUCAGAUUAGCUGAUUUACUAAUCGCUACUAAUAGCUUUCAUCCGGAAAAUAUUGUGAUUUCUAGUAGAACAGGAGUCUCUUAUAAGGCAGUUUUGCGUGAUGGGUCAGCUCUUGCGGUGAAGAGGCUUAAUUCUUGCAAACUUGCUGAGAAGCAAUUUAGAUCAGAGAUGAACAGGUUGGGGCAGCUCAGACACCCUAAUUUGGUGCCUCUGUUGGGUUUCUGUAUGGUGGAAGAGGAGAAGCUUUUGGUGUACAAGCACAUGUUCAAUGGGACCUUGUAUUCUCAGUUGCAUAAAACUGGUCAUGCUAAUAAUAGUCAAUAUAUUUUUCUGGACUGGCCAACGAGGCUGAGAAUUGGGAUAGGUGCUGCCAGAGGACUUGCUUGGCUUCACCAUGCUUGUCAACCUCCCUAUAUUCACCAGAAUAUCAGCUCAAAUAUAGUCCUUCUUGACUAUGAUUUCGAAGCUCGAAUAACGGGUUUCGGAUUGGCGAGGCUUGUGGCCACUCGCGAUCCCAAUGAUAGCUCCUUUGUGAAUGGCGACCUGGGUGAAUUUGGUUAUGUUGCUCCUGAGUACUCAAGCACCAUGGUUGCUUCCAUGAAAGGCGAUGUUUAUGGUUUUGGAGUUGUUCUCUUCGAAUUGGUCACUGGGAUGAAGCCGGUGGAAGUAAACACGGGAGGGGAAGGAUUCAAAGGGAAUUUAGUGGAUUGGGUCAAUUGGUUAACAGUGACAGGAAGAACUAAAGAAGCCAUAGAUAAAGCUUUGUUAAAUGAAAAUCCUGAACAUGGUGAUGAAUUUAUGCAGUUCAUGCGGGUUGCCUUAUCUUGUGUUGUCUCUAGACCCAAAGAUAGACCUUCCAUGUACCAAGUUUUCUCCUCACUGAAGAGCAUGGCUGAGAAACAUGGUUUUGCAGAUCAGUAUGAUGACUUCCCAGUUGUCUCUGGCAAAGAAGACUCUGACUACAAUAAGAAUUAGCCUACCAUUAGGGAGGAAGAAGAAGAAGCAGCAGCACAACAUGAGUUGUGCAUAUGAGAGACGCUGAGACUUUCAGAUUUCACAUAUACCUUCCUUUUCUUUUCUUUUUUUUGGUAGGACGAUUUGUAACUCGUAUUGUUCACUUCAUGCUCAGCGUAAUUCUGAUAAUAUCCCGCCUUAUGUAAACAGUAUGAUGCAUCUGGUUCUUUGAUUGUUACUAUCUACCUGACAUGCCGUUAUUCUGAA
Molecule: messenger RNA, 2191 nt
Organism: Neltuma alba
Lineage: Eukaryota; Viridiplantae; Streptophyta; Magnoliopsida; Fabales; Fabaceae
Product: probable inactive receptor kinase At1g27190
Exons: 1
Coding region: 56-1945 (629 amino acids)
Biological process (GO): protein phosphorylation
Molecular function (GO): ATP binding; protein binding; protein kinase activity
Source: RefSeq, a predicted model, not a curated record